UGGGACAGUGCAAAAUGACUCUAGGCUGAGCUGACUUGACUACCGAGAAACAAAAGACAGAUUAUUUGAUCGCACUAGUUUCGCACUAGUUAAAUAGAACAAAGAAGCCUCUUAAAUGAGAUGUGAAACUUCGUCAGGAACAUCGGGUUUGCACGGUUACCGCCUACUUCUAAACUACUGAAGGCUUCGACUCUUCACUGUGUUCCUUUCCAAGAACUGUAGCGAACAAGUGGUGGCUGGAGGCACCGCUGCUGUUCCUGGGCGACAUAACAACAGGGAGAAAAGUGCAACAGAACAGGCUCCACUGAAAACAUUUACAUGAAAAUUACUUCUCUUUUGGCCACUGAACAGCACAAGUCAUGUACCAAGUGGUGCCAGGAGGAGCAGGGGGCACAAUUACAGAUGUUAUCCCCAAGCAGAAACACAGCAAGGACACCCGACCCUUAGUCGGGGCUGGAGUAAUCGGCCUGGUGCUGGUAAUUGCAGCAGUGACUGCGUGGUGUUAUUACAUUGCUUCUCUACGCAAAGCUGAGCUGCUUAAGACUCAGCUGCUGGACCUGAAUAAAGAUGGCUAUAUUAUCCGCAACCAGGGAGGCUCCAUUGUUUUCAGAAUGGAUUUCAGAUCUGGGACCCUGGAUUUGGAUUCCUGUUCCAAAGAGGGAGAGCUUCUGAGCUGUUCACGCACCACUGACAGAAAACUUAACUUCUUCAUAGAGACUGUACGGCCAAAGGACACAGUUCAGUGUUACCGUGUGCGCUGGGAGGAACUGGUUCCUGACAUCUCUGUUAUGCAUGCCAUGACAUACAAGUUUGCACACUGGUAUGGUGGAGCAGUCUCCGCGAUUCAGCACUGGCCUAUAUCUAUCUCUGGACAACAAGCCCCCAAACCCUUUGUUACUAGUGACAUCUAUUCAAAUCGUAAUGAGUUUGGUGGAAUAUUGGAGAGUUAUUGGCUCUCUUCCAAUGCUACAGCCAUCAAGAUCAAUAAUUCUGUGCCCUUCCACCUUGGUUGGAACGACACAGAGAAGACCAUGUAUUUCCAGGCUCGAUACAAUGACAGUCCAUUCAAGCCCAACCCUGGGGAAGCUCCGUGUGCAGAACUUAGCUACAGAGUCUGUGUGGGCUCAGAUGUGACGUCCAUACACAAGUACAUGGUUCGAAGGUACUUCAACAAACCAAACAAAGUGCCGGCUAAAGCCAUGUUUCAACAUCCAAUUUGGUCAACGUGGGCCUUACAUAAGACUAAAAUUGAUCAAGAGAAACUCUUGGAUUAUGCCAGCAACAUACGGAAGCACAACUUCAACUGCAGUCACCUGGAACUUGAUGACCGCUACACCAGUCGCUAUGGAGAGUUUGAAUUUGACCCCAAAAAGUUUCCCAAUCCCUCUGCUAUGUUUCAAAAGCUGAAAUCAGAUGGAUUUCUGGUGUCACUUUGGAUUCACCCUUUUGUCAAUUAUGACUCUGAAAACUUUCAUAAAUGUGUGGAGCGAGGUCUGUUUGUCAGGGAGCCCACAGGACAUUUACCAGCAUUGGUGCGCUGGUGGAAUGGCAUGGGUGGCAUUUUAGAUUUCACAAAUUCAGCGGCACGUGAUUGGUUUUCCUCCCAGCUGCGUUCACUUCGCUCCAGGUAUGGAGUGGCAUCUUUUAAAUUUGAUGCGGGAGAGACAAACUACUUACCAUGGAAAUUUAGCACAAGAACUCCCAUUCGAGAUCCAAGUUUUUUCACCAGACGGUACACAGAAAUGGCAAUUCCCUACAACGAUAGAGCUGAGCUUCGAAGCGGCUACCAGUCCCAGAACAUAUCCUGCUUCUUCAGACCAAUUGACAGAGACUCUGUGUGGGGUUACGAAUUGGGGCUCAAAUCUCUUAUUCCCACUGUGCUCACCAUUAGUAUUCUCGGUUACCAGUUCAUUCUACCAGACAUGAUUGGAGGCAAUGCCUAUUUGAACCGCACAGAUGGAAGUCGCGAGUUACCUGAUCGUGAACUCUAUAUCCGCUGGCUAGAGCUGUCAGCCUUCAUGCCGUCCAUGCAGUUUUCUAUCCCACCUUGGGAAUAUGACAACGAGGUGGUUGAAAUUGCAAGGAAAUACACAGCCCUCCAUGAGAGUAUUGUGGCACCUCGGGUCCUGGAACUGGCUGGUGAGGUGCUGGACACUGGGGACCCAAUCAUAAGACCACUGUGGUGGAUUGCCACAGGUGAUGAGACAGCCUAUAAAAUCGACUCCCAGUUCUUGAUCGGCGAUGACCUCAUGGUAGCUCCAGUUUUAGAGCCAGGAAAGCAGGAGCGAGACAUUUAUCUCCCUGCAGGGCGUUGGAAAAGUUACAAAGGGGAAAGAUUUGAUAUCAAGGAGCCGCAUCAUCUCACAGACUAUCCAGUAGACCUGGAUGAAAUUGCUUAUUUUGUUUGGGUGUAGGAAAAAAAGGGCAAGUUUUUAUGGAAUAAUUUUUUUAAUGAAAAUGAUUUUAUGGAUCAUUUUCGAAGAAUAUUUUUGAAUAGAUGUGCACACAGAAAAAUCACCUGUGUGGUAACUUUUGACGGGUUUGGUGAUACAUUUUUAAUGGCCACCGUUAACAAACGGUUAAAAGAUUACAGAAACCAUUUGAAUAAAGAUGAAUACUCUUAUUCAUAAUAAGCUACAGGACACGUCAAAUCAAAUAAGACAAGCAAAAUAGAUGUAUGAAAAAUAGAAAGCCUGUGUCAGAGUAAAGGACAGGAAGAUUAAUGCUUAUAAAUUAAGGCCUUCAUCCAGACAAGGAAGAAUGUGUAAUUAAUCUUUCAAACGUGGGUAGUCUCAUUUUGUUGGCUUCAUGAAAUUCAUGUCAAAAGGGAAAAUUAAACUGUGAUUUUGUUCAGCAGUAAUUGCCAUCAAGCAUUACGCUGUUAUAUAUUUAAUUUGUAAACUAAAUGUAGCAAUGUAUAUUUGAUUUUUUUUUGUACAAUCAUCUACUCUUAGUGAACCUUUUGCGUCCAGCAACCUUUAGAAGACAAGAAGCAAAACUAAAAGCAACGUGUGUGUUGGGUACUGGUUAGGCAGUGAAUCUUUACAUUUAACCAAUAUGUCAAAAAACACCUGUGGCGAUUAUGGCUCCUGCACUGCCUCAGGAUUCAUCUCAGGAAGUUUGGUUUUAAUGCUUCAUUUAUCAGAUUAAAUAAGUUUAAGUUUAAUCAUAACAAAUGGCAUGAGCUCUGGUUUUGCAACACAGUAACAUCUCUUAGUCUAAAACAGUGGUUCCUAAACAUAAUUUUGCAGUGCUUGCCUUUUGUAGUAGUAUAAUUCUUGGGGCCCCUCACAUUUACACUUUGACAGCUGUUGCUUCCAAACUCUUCUAAACCUUAUUUAAAAUACUGUAAGGCUUACUAACCUGCUAUUUUCAUUGGAAUUAACACAAUUAGAAAUCUUUACAAAUGACCUCAGAUAAUUUAUAUAUUUGUGCAACAAAUAUCCAUGUCCCCCUUAAGGCACUGCUCCUUACUUUGGGAACCACUGGCCUAGAAGAAGCUCCAUUCUCUAUGGCACUAAAUAUUUGAUGCUUUUCCUCAGGUAACACAUUUCUCCGGCUGUAUUGUUUUGGAACCGUCCGCUAACUCGCUCAAAGAUGACUUACUUACUCUGAGUGCAGAGUAAUGGUACUAUCUAAUACUGAUACUACUUAUUACCUCUGAGCUAUUGGCCUUUUAGGCAUAUUAAAAGGAACUUUGUUUUAACAAUGCAUGUUUAAAAUUAUUUUGUUCAUUUGAGUGAUGCCUUUGCUGUAUUAAUGUCCGUUUGUUUCAUGUUUUGUUUUUUUAACAAAAAGAUGUUAUUUUAAAAUUAAAAGUAAAAUGAAUUUGUAACCAUGAAAAGUAUAUUGAUUAUGAAGAAGCGAGACAAUACAUGCUUAUAUAAAGUUAAGCAGAUAAUGAGAAAUUUUUUGACAUCCCUUCAGUGCAAUGGUUGAAUGUUUAUAUGUAUUGAUUUUUUUUUUAUCUCUGCCUUAUCUACUAAAAGUAUGUGAUGUGUGGACAUGCCAGUGCCAAGUUGACCUUGUUGGACUUUGUGCCUUUGGGCGUUGUGCCAUCACAACAACACCGACUAAUAAUAGCAGUUCUUACGCAGCAUCUGGGCCAGGCCAAACACUGCGGCUAAAUCAGUCUCUGGGUUAAUGACCAGACCCAAAAGCUGGCUCGGACCGGUGAGGUUUUUAAACCAAUGUGCCAUGUUGGCAUCAUAUUGCUGUGGCAAAGGCUCACAGCAUUUUGAAUGUGACUAAGGGAUAGCCAUAAUUUCAAACUGAGUGUAUAUUUAAUCCCCGGUUUUGUAUUAAAAGAAAGUGUGAUUUCUUUGUGUUGUUUUACUUGUAAAUAAAGAUGAAGUAUGCAAAAA
Cynoglossus semilaevis (tongue sole) is the source of this 4364-nucleotide messenger RNA. It is a transcript of the gene myorg, whose product is annotated as myogenesis regulating glycosidase. The transcript is spliced from 3 exons. Gene Ontology annotation, biological process: carbohydrate metabolic process; skeletal muscle fiber development. Gene Ontology annotation, molecular function: hydrolase activity, hydrolyzing O-glycosyl compounds. Bases 360 to 2414 code for a protein of 684 amino acids. Lineage: Eukaryota; Metazoa; Chordata; Actinopteri; Pleuronectiformes; Cynoglossidae. The record is from RefSeq and is a predicted model, not a curated record.